AUGUGUGUGUCUGCAAGUAAUAUGUACAAGUGGGUGACGAAGACCCACAACCCAGUCAGAACUCCGGAAGAAGAAAUACCACCGGAUGUGCCAGUCCAGAAACCUAUAUUAGGUUUGUAUUUAGUUGGAUGGGGCAUAGCUCUUAUCGUUUGUGGAAUAUCUGGUGCAGUUAAUUUAAAAGACUAUGCGGGCUAUUCGCAAUGUUUUCUCAGUACGGCGCCAGCUUUGAGUGCUUUGUUCGUCCCCGGCGGGAUUUUAUUGAUAUUUUUAUUAAUAUUGUUCUUGUUAAUACGUUGUACGAUAAGAAAUAUGAACGUCCAGUUGUCUGAAGGUACUCAAGCCACUGAGAAUGUUGAUCUAGAGAUGUGGGAGCCACAAAGUAACGAUAGGGCGGAGAGGCGCAGUGUGAAGUCGACUUUAGAUUCUGAAGUUGAGGAUAUAGAACAUACUCCGAUUAUCCAAUUGAGAGCACAAGUUAUUGUCAUGUGUUUAUACAUGUCGGUGUGGUCUUGUGGAGCUAUUGCAGUAUACAGGCCGUUACCUGCAUAUUUGCCGUAUCAGGAAGAUAUUUGUAGUAUUAUAUAUGCUGUAUGCGCAACAGUAUUAGGUACCUUUAUUCUGUUCUUUUACGGCAUCGCAAGAUCUGACGUCAGAGCUCAAUGGUCGAUGAUGCACUGUUAUUUACAGAAGAGUAAACAGUGCUGCAGGAAUCGAAGCGUUUUCGAUGCCAACCAGCAGAAUCUGCCGUCUAAUCAAACUGCUCAACCCCCUAUAUCGUCGAUACCUAAUGAUAAUAGAUCAAUGUCUGGCAGCCGAAGUUCAAACAGAACCAAUUCCAAAACUAACAACAGUGGUACUUACAAAGCGGCAGCUGAACUAAACGGUCAGACUUUACAGAAAGAUAGCGUCAAAAAUACAAAUGGAAAGACUCCAAACAUUAAUCUAGUUGUGUUACAUAGACAGCAAUACAGGUCUAACAAUUCCAUGAUGACGUACCCUGACACUGGAACCAUUGGACCAGAGGUCUUCUAUAACCCGAAUCAGAUGAAUGUAGCCAAGAAGUUCUUUAAGAAACAGAGACAGAAUAUGAAGAGAAAUUUUCUAGAACUGCCUACAAGAAGAGACUGCGAUAAUGACUCACACUUCUCACUUCCAUUGCCGACGAAAGAGGCAUAUAAUGGUGUGGCCAAUAUAAUAAAUUCAGGAUCAAAAGUUAAUAAUACAAACAUACAUGUUGAAAGAUCAAACAACGGUAUAAAAGAAACAAGGAACGUUUUAAAUCCUAAUCUUUUAGAAGAUGACACAAAAGAAAAUUACAAAAACUAUUCCACAGAUCGUAAAUCUUGGAAUAAAAAUGAAGUUCCAAAGAAUAGGACGCAAGUUAUGAAUAUUUACACAAAUGUUCCAGAGACUUUAGUGCCUCAACACCAAGUUAUGAAAGCCAAUGCGCCGAAAAACUUCAACGGGCAACGUUCUAGUGUGUCCGAGGAAUGCCUCCAAAGCCAUGCGAGCGAACAGCCAGAGAUGAGAACUAUAUCGCAACAAUGCAGCUUAGAAUACAGUUCUGCCUCGGAAAUCGCCAUGCCCAACACAUGUUCCGAUCAAACUCUGAACACGCAUUCUGAAAUGACAUCCUUUCAAGAGACACAUAGUGCCUUAUGUUCCACAAAUGAAAUCACAGAUACAGAAAGCUUCGGCCAAUACAUAGAUUAUAUGCAACCAAAUAAAGAAAAAGAAAAUGCAAUUGACAAGUCACUUCAAGACAUUUCUGAAGAAUGUACGAUGAACAGUGAUGACAUCAACAGAUCUAGUACUCCACAUCACAUAGAGGAUUCUGGAGAAAGGGAUAAUUUACUCCAAAACCAGGAUAUAGGCGACUGCAAAGAAAAAAUUGAUGAUGAUAAAGAUACUUUCUUUAUGGCAAAAACGACGUAUGAUUUCGAGACAUGCAGUACGAAUGCUAGCGAACAAGGCUUUGAAAACGAAAGCGAUAUAUACUGUCCAAAUUAUCAAAUGUCUGAAGUCAGCAUUCGGAGUCAUGGGCUAUACGCUCCAUCACCAUCAUCCAUGUGUCCGAACGAAAUUAGUUUCAGUAACGAGGAUGUGUCAAAUAUGGAGAGCCAGUACGUCAACUACGACCCUGGAUGGCGGAAGACAAUAAAGAGCAAUCCAAAAUUAGGCAAAUAUGUUCCAACACCGGCGUUAAGCUGUCCGGAGGUGAACAGAGACAGUAGUCCUGUCUCUUUCGCGAGUGAGAUAGACGAGUUGUAUACUCAGAUAACGAGGAGAGAGAGUGACAGGGAAAGAACGCCGAGGAAAGAGACGGGGCUAGAUGUGACGUUGAACAGUGACGUAACUUUGAAGCCUGACAGUGACAGUUGUGUGAGCGAAGCUGUGUCUGACGUGGACGUUAAAGGCGAAACUACAGUGUAG
This is a messenger RNA of Arctia plantaginis, 2433 nucleotides long. The record is from the annotation of a GenBank genome assembly. NCBI's taxonomy places the organism in Eukaryota, Metazoa, Arthropoda, Insecta, Lepidoptera, Erebidae.